Molecule: messenger RNA, 138 nt
Organism: Penicillium digitatum Pd1
Lineage: Eukaryota; Fungi; Ascomycota; Eurotiomycetes; Eurotiales; Aspergillaceae
Source: RefSeq, a predicted model, not a curated record
AUGAAAUAUGGGCGAUACUAUCGUUUUACGAGGGCGUUCUUCUUCAAUUCUUCCAUUUGGAAAUGCUUCAUCCUUUUCUUUACACCCAAAUUCGAAAUAUUUCUGCAACGGGCUUUUCUGUCUUCACCGAACUUAUGA